Coprinopsis cinerea okayama7#130 is the source of this 1275-nucleotide messenger RNA. RefSeq lists its product as hypothetical. The transcript has 15 exons. The record is from RefSeq and is a predicted model, not a curated record. Bases 1 to 1275 code for a protein of 424 amino acids. NCBI's taxonomy places the organism in Eukaryota, Fungi, Basidiomycota, Agaricomycetes, Agaricales, Psathyrellaceae.
AUGACCGUCUGGUUGCGCCCGUUUUUCCGUUUCUGGUACAAGCAACCGCACGGAAGUAAAUGUGCUGUAUUGGAUACUCGACAGCGAACAACGUGUUCCAAGCGCUUGACCUACGCAAUACGCAUCCUAAUUCUGGUCGAGAAAACGUGUUCAGCACGACCGCCGAUCUGCUCCUUGGUGAAGAUAGGCGCUUUAGACGGAUAUGCGCCUCUUAAGGUAGUCGAGGACCAAAUUGGGGGAGACGGUGGCGGCAUAAACGGAGGUUUGUCGAAGGAGGAUCGUAAAGUGUGGCUCGAAAGGCUCGAAAGGCUCCUCCAAGGUUUUGGAAGUACACUCGACAAAGGAAGCUUUGCGACAGAAGACCAUUGGCGUAUCUUCAACACCAGAUUCGGUCAGUCUAGCCGCAAGAAAGGGGAAGUAGAGGAGCGGUUCUUUGGAGGCACAGCCAAACUCCAAGGAAGCACCACGGAAACACCCAAUACCGACUUCGCAAAGCGAGGGAUUUUCCAACGGGGAAAGGAGGAGCACGAUCGGUCACCCCCACCUCAGACUAUGCGCACCAACGAGAAACAGGGUUUGCAAACAUGGGUAGAUGGCUGCCUCGUUGUUGAUCACUUCCGCUCCUGGACCGCGCUGCUUCGCAGUGGCGAAGAGGAAGAGAAGCGAUCCGAAGGUUUGCAGAGCGCCUGGAAGGCUUCGUGGAGCCGUAUCGUUCUGAUGAGGGAAUCAGUCAACCUCUUCAAGUUGAGUCUGGGCCUUCGCAGAGGAGAAACAGCUAUCAGAAGCAUGAACACUCUCUACUCUUUUCAGAAAGACGGGUCGACGGAGAAGUUGCGAGCAAAUGUUCACUCGCUGGCCAUGGAUAUAGAUGAGAUAACCCAGAGCGUUGCAGAUGAAAAGAUGAAAAGAAGGAUUAAACACGUUAUUCCUGAACUGGACGAUGGGCGGUCUGGUGUCUGUUCAACCCAACUCAGGAGUUGGAAGGUCGAAGGUGGACUGCCACUUUACGUUGUGAAAGAGGAGGAAUGGAAGAAGAACCAAGCAAGGCGUCCCUCGACUUGGAAGUUCAUGUUCAAGCGACGCGGUGAACGCGGCCACGUGCACGUCACGUUCAUCAGUUUAAGCGCCCGCGCCGGGCGCGGCCGUCGCACAGAAAUAGACUGGACUUUGGACAUCCAUACUCGCCCUCACUAUCUGCGCUUGACUUGCUUGUGUGGGCGCACAACGAUCACGUUUCCUCCUGUACCAUCGGGGGCGGCAAACCAACUCGGAUAA